Messenger RNA from Carya illinoinensis, 2229 nucleotides. RefSeq lists its product as uncharacterized. The transcript has a single exon. NCBI's taxonomy places the organism in Eukaryota, Viridiplantae, Streptophyta, Magnoliopsida, Fagales, Juglandaceae. The coding region runs from base 605 to 1924 and encodes 439 amino acids. The record is from RefSeq and is a predicted model, not a curated record.
AUAUGGAGUAGAGGAGACAAGAUAAGUAUAACCAACGUAUCGUAGAACCUAUAAAGAGCCACUGCCGGACUGGCUAGAUAUUUGCUAACUUGCUUUGUUUUCGAUACAGAAGAUGUUUUUCGUGAACUUGGACCCUGGAUUCUCGGCUUAUUUACCGGGGGUUCUGCCUGUGGCUUUUUGGGGUUGAGCAACUCGAAGAUUUAUUGCAGAUAAGUAGCUUUGCCUUCUUUGUGAAUGAAUUCUUAGGAUUGGUUGUUUUUGUUUGUCUCGAGUUUGUUGGGUGCUUUUAUUUGCUGCUGGUUUUGGUGAAUGAUUUGGGUGGGUUUCUAUGUGGGUAUAUGAAGGUUUUACAUAUUUUGUGGACUUUGUGAUCGGUAUAGAGGUUUUUGAAGUGGGUUUCGAUUCUGGUUUGAUCUACAGGGGAAUGGGUUUGCUUGCUUGAUAAUUUGAAUAGUCCCAGGAAGGUUGUACAAGUAAAUUGAAAAUGCUUUAGGAAGGAGAGUGCAUGGAGUUUAUACGAACUGCUUCAACAGGGUGGGAAAGGCAGAUGAACUAGGGUUAUUGGGUUUAUGGGUCUGAUUUGAAUUGUUGUUGGGAACAAGCAAUGGAAGGAAAUUUAUCACAAGGAGGUAUGAUUACAGGUGGCGCUUCCUAUGGAGGGUUUGACUUGCAAGGAUCAAUGAGAGUUCAUCAUCAAGCACAACACCCACAUACAAUACAUCACCAUCAAUCUCGAACUCGCCAAGGGACUUCCGUACAUCCCUCGGUUCAUGUGGGGCUUCCACUUUCAACGGGAUCUAUACAAAACUGCGAUCAAACCAUUCCAGUGGCAGAUUUCAAUAGUGGAGAGCGGAGCAAAAACUCAGCGAGUGAUGAGGAUGAGCCAGGUUUUACUGAAGAGGGUGUUGAUGGUCUUAAUGAAGGGAACAGAGGGAAGAAGGGAUCGACGUGGCAUCGUGUGAAGUGGACUGAUAAGAUGGUGAGGCUUUUGAUUACUGCUGUUUCUUAUAUAGGUGAGGAUGCUGCUUCAGAUUGUGUUGGUGGGGGCAGAAGGAAAUUUGUGGUACUACAAAAGAAGGGUAAGUGGAAAUCUAUCUCAAAGGUUAUGGCUGACAGGGGUUAUCAUGUUUCCCCUCAGCAGUGUGAGGAUAAAUUCAAUGACCUCAACAAAAGGUAUAAGAGGCUUAAUGAUAUGCUUGGGAGGGGCACUUCUUGCCAGGUUGUGGAGACCCCGGCUCUUUUGGAUGUGAUUGAUUACCUGACAGAGAAAGAGAAGGAUGAUGUGCGAAAAAUACUAAGCUCAAAGCAGUUAUUCUAUGAAGAGAUGUGUUCUUACCAUAAUGGUAACAGAUUGCAUCUGCCUCAUGAUCCAGAAUUGCAGUAUGCAUUACAUUUGGCUCUUAGAAGUAGAUAUGAUCAUGAUAACGAUGAGGCAAGGAGGCACCAACUUGAUGAUCUAGAUGAAGAUGAUCAAGAUAUGGAAACUGAUGAUCGUGAUGACUUUGAAGAAAAUCAUGCUUCUCAUGGGGAUAACAGGGUCAUAUAUGGAGUGUCAGGGCCAGCGAAGAAAUUGAGACAAGUGCUUGCUCAUGAAGAUGCUAGUUUGGAUUACAACAAAAGUACUUAUUCUCCUUCAAAAAUUGCCCAAGCUGAUGUGAAUCAAGCCUUGCCUGACAGCACAAGACCGGCUUGGUUACAAAAACAGUGGAUUGAAUCUCGUUCACUUCAGUUAGAAGAACAGAAGCUACACAUUCAGGUUGAGAUGUUGGAAUUGGAGAAACAACAGCUCAAAUGGCAGAGAUUUAGCAGGAAAAGAGACCGUGAGUUGGAAAAGCUGAGGAUGGAAAAUGAGAGGAUGAAACUUGAGAAUGAACAAAUGGCCCUAGAAUUGAAGCGGAAAGAAAUGAGUGCUGGCUUUAACUAGUUAGCUGGUCUUGUCAAACUUUGAUUAGGCAAUAGGUACAUACUUGCUAGAGUCUCCUUCUGCUACUAGUAAGCUGCAGUUUGUUUUCGAGGGGAGUACCACAUAUUGGUUUGGGAAACCUUGUUAAUUAUGAUGCUACCUUCCUAUCCUUUGUAAAUGUGGGAUUAUGACAAUACCAAUGGAUUAUUCUCAUUCAUUGCCUAAAACGAAAUGGUAUUGCCUGUAGUUGAAAAGUUAUGUGGCUAGCAUUUCCUGUUUUUACUUUUUAAGUUUCAAUAUUUAAUGCUAUAUGUAUGUUGUUGUUA